Messenger RNA from Octodon degus (degu), 11832 nucleotides. It is a transcript of the gene Smg1, whose product is annotated as SMG1, nonsense mediated mRNA decay associated PI3K related kinase. The transcript has 62 exons. The record is from RefSeq and is a predicted model, not a curated record. Gene Ontology annotation, biological process: phosphorylation; nuclear-transcribed mRNA catabolic process, nonsense-mediated decay. Gene Ontology annotation, cellular component: nucleus. Bases 372 to 11432 code for a protein of 3686 amino acids. Gene Ontology annotation, molecular function: protein serine/threonine kinase activity; protein binding. NCBI's taxonomy places the organism in Eukaryota, Metazoa, Chordata, Mammalia, Rodentia, Octodontidae.
GUGCGUCAGCGGCGGCGCGGCGGGCGGAGCCGGGAGGCGGGGAAGCUGUGGCCGAGAGAGCGUGAGGAGGUACCGCCACCGACUCCUCGUCGUCCGCGUCCUCCUGGGCCCCAGCGUCGCGGGCCGCGCACGUCCCUGGAAGAUACGUCUCCUCGCCUUCCUCCUCGUCCAGUCGCUCCGGCUUCCUCGUCUUGAGCUGCGGGCUCUGGCGGAACCCGGAACGGCCGUCCGCCUCCCCCGCCCUCUGCCGCCUCCUCCUCGGCUUCCUCCUCAGCCUCAGACCGGAGCGGAGUGUCGGCGGCGGCCGGUUUGGGCGGCGACUCGCGCUUCUUCGGGCGGCGGCGCUUGGCCAUGUCGUGUCGGGGAAGGUAAUGAGCCGCAGAGCCCCGGGGUCUCGGCUGAGCAGCGGCGGCGGCGGCGGCACCAAGUACCCGCGGAGCUGGAAUGACUGGCAACCCAGAACUGAUAGUGCAUCAGCCGAAACAGAUACUUUAAAAUACUCUUCAUCAAGAGAUAGGGGUUCUUCUUCUUAUGGACUGCAACCUUCAAAUUCAGUUGUGGUGUCUCGGCAAAGGCAUGAUGAUACCAGAGUCCAUGCUGACAUACAGAAUGACGAAAAGGGUGGCUACAGUGUCAAUGGAGGAUCUGGGGAAAAUACUUAUGGUCGGAAGUCGUUGGGGCAAGAGCUGAGGGUUAACAAUGUGACCAGCCCUGAGUUCACCAGUGUUCAGCAUGGCAGUCGUGCAUUAGCCACCAAAGACAUGAGGAAAUCACAGGAGCGAUCGAUGUCUUAUUCUGAUGAGUCUCGACUGUCUAAUCUUCUUCGGAGGAUUACCCGGGAAGACGACAGAGACCGAAGACUGGCUACUGUAAAGCAGUUGAAAGAAUUUAUUCAGCAACCAGAAAAUAAGCUGGUACUAGUUAAACAGUUGGAUAAUAUCUUGGCUGCUGUACAUGAUGUGCUUAAUGAAAGUAGCAAAUUGCUUCAGGAGUUGAGACAGGAGGGAGCUUGCUGUCUUGGCCUUCUUUGUGCUUCUCUGAGCUAUGAGGCUGAGAAGAUUUUCAAAUGGAUUUUUAGCAAAUUUAGCUCAUCUGCAAAAGAUGAAGUUAAACUCCUCUACUUAUGUGCCACCUACAAAGCACUAGAGACUGUAGGAGAAAAGAAAGCCUUUUCAUCUGUAAUGCAGCUUGUAAUGACCAGCCUACAGUCUAUUCUUGAGAAUGUGGAUACACCAGAAUUACUUUGCAAAUGUGUUAAGUGCAUUCUUUUAGUGGCUCGAUGUUACCCUCAUAUUUUCAGCACUAAUUUUAGGGAUACGGUUGAUAUAUUAGUGGGAUGGCACAUAGAUCAUACUCAGAAACCUUCGCUCACACAGCAGGUGUCUGGGUGGUUGCAGAGCUUGGAGCCAUUUUGGGUGGCUGACCUUGCAUUUUCUACCACUCUUCUUGGUCAGUUUCUUGAAGACAUGGAGGCAUAUGCUGAGGACCUCAGCCAUGUAGCCUCUGGGGAAUCUGUGGAUGAAGAUGUUCCUCCUCCUUCUGUAUCAUUACCAAAGCUGGCAGCACUUCUCCGGGUAUUCAGUACUGUGGUGAGGAGUAUUGGGGAGCGCUUCAGCCCAAUCCGGGGUCCUCCAAUUACUGAGGCAUAUGUAACAGAUGUUCUGUACAGAGUAAUGAGAUGUGUGACGGCUGCAAACCAAGUAUUUUUUUCUGAGGCUGUGUUGACAGCUGCUAAUGAGUGUGUUGGUGUUUUGCUCGGCAGCUUGGACCCUAGCAUGACUAUACAUUGUGACAUGGUCAUUACAUAUGGAUUAGACCAACUGGAGAAUUGCCAGACUUGUGGUACCGAUUAUAUCAUCUCAGUCUUGAAUUUACUCACAUUGAUUGUUGAACAGAUCAAUACAAAGCUGCCAUCAUCAUUUGUAGAAAAGCUGUUUAUCCCAUCAUCUAAACUACUUUUUUUACGUUAUCAUAAAGAAAAAGAGGUGGUUGCUGUAGCUCAUGCUGUGUAUCAAGCAGUGCUUAGCUUGAAGAAUAUUCCUGUUUUAGAGACUGCUUAUAAACUAAUUUUGGGAGAAAUGACUUGUGCCCUAAAUAAUCUGCUACAUAGUCUGCAACUUCCUGAUGCGUGUUCUGAGAUAAAACAUGAUGCUUUUAAGAAUCAUGUAUUCAAUGUAGACAAUGCAAAAUUUGUAGUUAUAUUUGAUCUCAGUGCUCUAACUACAAUUGGAAAUGCCAAAAACUCAUUAAUUGGGAUGUGGGCACUGUCUCCAACUGUCUUUGCCCUCCUGAGUAAGAAUCUGAUGAUUGUGCACAGUGACCUGGCAGUUCACUUCCCUGCCAUUCAGUAUGCAGUGCUCUACACUUUGUAUUCUCAUUGUACCAGGCAUGAUCACUUCAUCUCCAGUAGUCUUAGUUCUUCAUCCCCUUCUUUGUUUGAUGGAGCUGUGAUUAGUACUGUGACUACAGCUACAAAAAAACAUUUCUCAAUUAUAUUAAAUCUUCUGGGAAUAUUGCUGAAGAAAGAUAAUCUUAACCAGGAUACCAGAAAGCUGUUAAUGACUUGGGCUUUGGAAGUGGCUGUUUUAAUGAAGAAGUCUGAAACAUAUGCACCUUUAUUCUCUCUUCCAUCUUUUCAUAAAUUUGCCAAAGGCCUUUUAGCCAACACUCUUGUUGAAGAUGUGAAUAUCUGUCUGCAAGCAUGCAGCAGUCUCCAUGCUCUGUCCACUUCCUUGCCAGAUGAUCUUUUACAGAGGUGUGUUGAUGUUUGUCGUGUUCAGCUAGUUCAUAGUGGUACUCGCAUUCGACAAGCCUUUGGAAAACUAUUGAAAUCAAUCCCGCUGGAUGUUGUCCUAAGCAAUAACAAUCACACAGAAAUUCAAGAAAUCUCUUUAGCUUUACGAAGUCACAUGAGUAAAGCACCAAGUAAUACAUUCCACCCACAAGAUUUCUCUGAUGUUAUUAGUUUUAUUUUGUAUGGGAAUUCUCACAGAACAGGGAAGGACAAUUGGUUAGAAAGAUUGUUCUAUAGCUGCCAGAGACUGGAUAAGCGUGACCAAUCAACCAUUCCCCGCAAUCUUCUAAAGACAGAUGCUGUCCUUUGGCAGUGGGCUAUUUGGGAAGCAGCACAGUUCACUGUCCUUUCUAAAUUGAGAACCCCAUUGGGCAGAGCUCAAGAUACAUUCCAGACAAUUGAAGGUAUCAUUAGAAGUCUUGCUGCUCACACAUUAAACCCUGAUCAAGAUGUCAGUCAGUGGACAACUGCGGAAAAUGAUGAAGGCCAUAGUAGCAACCAACUUAGACUUGUUCUUCUUCUACAGUAUCUGGAAAAUCUGGAGAAAUUAAUGUAUAAUGCAUAUGAAGGAUGUGCUAAUGCACUAACAUCACCUCCCAAGGUCAUCAGGACAUUUUUUUAUACCAACCGUCAAACUUGCCAAGACUGGCUGACUCGGAUUCGCCUCUCCAUUAUGAGGGUUGGAUUGUUGGCAGGCCAGCCUGCUGUGACAGUAAGGCAUGGAUUUGACUUGCUUACAGAAAUGAAGACAAAUAAUCUGUCUCAGGGGAAUGAAUUAGAAGUAACCAUCAUGAUGGUGGUGGAAGCACUGUGUGAACUUCAUUGUCCUGAAGCUAUACAGGGAAUUGCUGUCUGGUCAUCUCCUGUUGUUGGGAAAAAUCUUCUCUGGAUUAACUCUGUAGCCCAGCAGGCUGAAGGACGGUUUGAAAAGGCCUCUGUGGAAUACCAGGAGCAUCUGUGUGCCAUGACAGGUGUCGAUUGCUGUAUAUCCAGCUUUGACAAGUCUGUUCUCACAUUAGCCAAUGCUGGGCGUAACAGUGCCAGUCCGAAACAUUCUGUAAAUGGUGAAUCCAGAAAAACGGUGUUGUCCAAACCAACAGACUCUUCCCCUGAGGUUAUAAAUUAUUUAGGAAAUAAAGCAUGUGAGUGCUACAUUUCAGUUGCUGAUUGGGCUGCUGUACAGGAAUGGCAGAAUGCUAUUCAUGACCUAAAAAAGACCACCACUAGUACUUCACUCAACCUGAAAGCUGACUUCAACUAUAUAAAAUCAUUAAGCAGUUUUGAGUCUGGAGAAUUUGUUGAAUGCACCGAACAGUUAGAAUUGUUACCAGGAGAAAAUAUCAAUCUACUUGCUGGAGGAUCAAAAGAUAAAAUAGAUAUGAAAAAACUGCUUCCCAACAUGUUAAGUCCAGAUCCAAGGGAGCUUCAGAAAUCCAUUGAAGUUCAGUUAUUGAGAAGUUCUGUGUGUUUGGCAACUGCUUUAAACCAUGCAGAACAGGAUCAAAAGUGGCAGUCUAUAACUGAAAAUGUGGUAAAGUACUUGAAGCAAACCUCCCGCAUAGCUGUUGGACCACUGAAGCUUUCUACAUUAACCGUUUCCCAGUCCUUGCCGGUUCUGAGUACUUUACAGUUAUAUUGCUCAUCUGCAUUGGAGAACACGGUUUCUAAUAGGCUUUCAACAGAGGACUGUCUUAUUCCUCUCUUCAGUGAAGCUUUGCGUUCAUGUAAGCAACAUGAUGUGAGGCCAUGGAUGCAGGCAUUAAGAUAUACCAUGUACCAGAAUCAGUUAUUGGAGAAAAUUAAAGAGCAAACAGUCCCAAUUAGAAGUCAUCUCAUGGAGUUAGGUUUAACGGCAGCAAAAUUUGCUAGAAAACGGGGGAAUGUAUCACUUGCAACAAGACUGCUAGCACAGUGCAGUGAUGUUCGGCUGGGAAAGACCACCACUGCCCAGGACUUAGUCCAUCAUUUUAAGAAGCUGUCAACUCAAGGUCAAGUGGAUGAAAAAUGGGGACCGGAACUUGAUAUUGAAAAAACCAAAUUGCUGUAUACAGCAGGCCAGUCAACACAUGCAAUGGAAAUGUUGAGUUCUUGUGCUAUAUCUUUCUGUAAGUCUGUGAAAGCUGAGUAUGCAGUUGCUAAGUCAAUUCUUACGCUGGCUAAAUGGAUCCAGGCAGAAUGGAAAGAAAUUUCAGGACAGCUGAAACAGGUUUAUAGAGCUCAGCAACAACAGAACUUCUCAGGUCUUUCCACUUUAUCUAAAAACAUACUCACUUUGGUAGAACUGCCAUCUGUCAAUACAAUGGAAGAGGAAUAUCCUCGGAUUGAAAGCGAGUCUACAGUACAUAUUGGAGUUGGAGAACCCGACUUCAUUUUGGGACAGUUAUACCACCUAUCUUCAGUACAAGCACCUGAAGUAGCCAAAUCUUGGGCAGCAUUGGCUAGUUGGGCUUAUAGGUGGGGCAGGAAGGUGGUUGACAAUGCCAGUCAGGGAGAAGGUGUUCGUCUGUUGCCAAGAGAAAAAUCUGAAGUUCAAAAUCUGCUUCCAGACACUGUAACGGAAGAAGAGAAAGAAAGAAUAUAUGGAAUUCUUGGACAGGCUGUGUGUCGGCCAGCAGGAAUUCAGGAUGAAGAUAUAACACUUCAGAUAACAGAGAAUGAAGAUAAUGAGGAGGAUGACAUGGUUGAUGUUAUCUGGCGUCAGUUAAUAUCAAGCUGCCCAUGGCUUUCAGAACUUGACGAGAGUGCGACAGAAGGAGUUAUUAAAGUGUGGAGGAAGGUUGUAGAUAGAAUCUUCAGCCUGUACAAACUGUCAUGCAGUGCAUAUUUUACUUUCCUUAAACUCAAUGCUGGUCAAAUUCCUUUAGAUGAGGAUGACCCUAGGCUACAUUUAAGUCACAGAGUGGAGCAGAGCACUGAUGAUGUGAUUGUGAUGGCCACAUUGCGUCUGCUCAGGUUGUUGGUGAAGCAUGCUGGUGAGCUCCGGCAGUAUCUGGAGCAUGGCUUGGAAACAACACCUACUGCUCCCUGGAGAGGAAUUAUUCCGCAGCUUUUCUCACGCUUAAACCACCCUGAGGUAUAUGUGCGCCAAAGUAUUUGUAACCUCCUCUGUCGUGUGGCUCAAGAUUCCCCACAUCUCAUACUGUAUCCUGCAAUAGUGGGAACCAUAUCACUUAGUAGUGAAUCUCAAGCUUCAGGGAAUAAGUUUUCCUCUGCAAUUCCAACUUUACUUGGAAACAUUCAAGGAGAAGAAUUAAUGGUUUCUGAAUGUGAAGGGGGAAGUCCCCCUACUUCCCAGGAUAGCAGUAAGGAUGAACCAAAAAGUGGAUUAAAUGAAGACCAAGCAAUGAUGCAGGAUUGCUACAGCAAAAUUGUAGAUAAGCUGUCCUCUGCAAAUCCAACUAUGGUUUUACAGGUUCAGAUGCUUGUGGCGGAGCUGCGCAGGGUCACUGUUCUCUGGGAUGAACUCUGGCUGGGAGUUUUGUUGCAGCAACACAUGUAUGUCCUGAGACGAAUUCAACAGCUUGAAGACGAGGUGAAGAGAGUCCAGAACAACAAUACCUUACGCAAAGAAGAGAAAAUUGCCAUUAUGCGGGAGAAGCACACAGCUUUAAUGAAGCCGAUUGUAUUCGCUCUGGAGCACGUAAGGAGUAUCACAGCAGCCCCUGCAGAGACACCUCAUGAAAAGUGGUUUCAGGAUAACUAUGGUGAUGCUAUUGAAAACGCACUUGAAAAACUGAAGACUCCAUCAAACCCUGCAAAGCCUGGAAGCAGCUGGAUUCCAUUUAAAGAGAUAAUGCUGAGUUUGCAGCAGAGAGCACAGAAACGCACAAGUUACAUCUUGCGGCUUGAAGAAAUCAGUCCAUGGUUGGCUGCCAUGACAAACACUGAAAUUGCUCUUCCUGGAGAAGUCUCAGCCAGAGAUACGGUUACAAUCCACAGUGUGGGUGGAACCAUUACAAUCUUACCAACUAAAACCAAGCCUAAGAAACUUCUCUUUCUAGGAUCAGAUGGAAAGAGCUACCCUUACCUUUUCAAAGGACUAGAGGAUUUACAUCUGGAUGAGAGAAUAAUGCAGUUCUUAUCUAUCGUGAAUACUAUGUUUGCUACAAUUAAUCGGCAGGAAACACCCCGUUUUCAUGCAAGACACUAUUCUGUGACACCACUGGGAACAAGGUCAGGACUGAUCCAGUGGGUGGAUGGAGCCACACCCUUAUUUGGUCUUUACAAACGGUGGCAACAACGGGAAGCUGCCUUACAAGCACAAAAGGCCCAGGAUUCCUACCAGACUCCUCAGAAUCCUGGAAUUGUACCCCGUCCAAGUGAACUUUAUUAUAGUAAAAUUGGUCCUGCUCUGAAGACAGUUGGACUCAGCCUGGAUGUGUCCCGCCGGGAUUGGCCCCUCCAUGUGAUGAAAGCAGUUUUAGAGGAAUUAAUGGAGGCCACUCCCCCGAAUCUCCUGGCCAAAGAGCUCUGGUCAUCUUGUACAACACCGGACGAAUGGUGGAGAGUCACACAGUCUUAUGCAAGAUCUACAGCAGUCAUGUCUAUGGUUGGAUACAUAAUUGGCCUUGGAGAUAGACAUCUAGACAAUGUUCUCAUAGAUAUGACGACUGGAGAAGUGGUUCACAUAGAUUACAAUGUUUGUUUUGAAAAAGGUAAAAGUAAAUUUUGCAUUUAUAUGAGGGUCAAAAGGUUUUUAAUGAAAGGGCAAAAAUACAAUGAUUUGUCUUUUGAAGGUAAAAGCCUUAGAGUUCCUGAGAAAGUACCAUUUCGAAUGACACAAAACAUUGAAACAGCACUGGGUGUAACUGGAGUAGAAGGUGUUUUUAGGCUUUCCUGUGAACAGGUUCUGCACAUUAUGCGGCGUGGUAGAGAGACUCUGUUGACGUUAUUGGAGGCCUUCGUGUAUGAUCCUUUGGUGGACUGGACAGCGGGGGGCGAGGUGGGGUUUGCUGGCGCUGUCUAUGGCGGAGGUGGCCAGCAGGCUGAGAGCAAGCAGAGCAAGAGAGAGAUGGAGCGAGAGAUCACCCGCAGCCUCUUUUCUUCCAGAGUAGCUGAAAUUAAGGUGAACUGGUUUAAAAACAGAGAUGAGAUGCUGGUUGUGCUUCCCAAACUGGACAGCAGCUUAGAUGAAUACCUAAGCUUGCAGGAGCAACUGACAGAUGUCGAAAAACUUCAGGGAAAACUGUUGGAGGAAAUAGAAUUUCUAGAAGGAGCUGAAGGAGUGGAUCAUCCCUCUCACACUCUGCAACACAGGUAUUCUGAACAUACUCAGCUACAAACUCAGCAAAGAGCUGUUCAAGAAGCAAUCCAGGUGAAGUUAAAUGAAUUUGAACAGUGGAUAACGCAUUAUCAGGCUGCAUUCAGUAAUUUAGAAGCGACACAGCUUGCAAGCUUGCUUCAGGAGAUAAGCACACAAAUGGACCUUGGUCCCCCAAGCUAUGUGCCAGCAACAGCCUUUCUUCAGAAUGCUGGGCAGGCCCACUUGAUCAGUCAGUGUGAGCAACUGGAGGGGGAAGUUAGUGCCCUUCUGCAGCAGAGACGCUCAGUGCUCCGUGGCUGUCUAGAACAGCUGCAUCACUAUGCAACUGUUGCACUGCAGUAUCCAAAAGCCAUUUUUCAGAAACAUCGAAUUGAACAGUGGAAGACCUGGAUGGAAGAGCUUAUCUGUAAUACCACAGUAGAGCGCUGUCAAGAACUUUAUAGGAAAUAUGAAAUGCAAUAUGCUCCCCAGCCACCACCAACAGUAUGUCAGUUCAUUACUGCCACUGAAAUGACCCUGCAACGAUACGCAGCAGACAUAAACAACAGACUUAUUAGACAGGUGGAACGCUUGAAACAAGAAGCUGUUACUGUGCCAGUUUGUGAAGAUCAGUUAAAAGAAAUUGAACGUUGUAUUAAAGUAUUUCUUCAUGAGAAUGGAGAAGAAGGAUCUUUGAGUCUAGCAAGUGUCAUUAUUUCUGCCCUCUGUACUCUUACAAGGCGUAAUCUGAUGAUGGAAGGUGCAGCUUCAAGUGCUGGAGAACAGCUGGUUGAUCUGACUUCUCGAGAUGGAGCCUGGUUUUUGGAGGAGCUCUGUAGUAUGAGUGGAAAUGUCACCUGCUUGGUUCAGUUACUGAAGCAGUGCCACCUAGUGCCUCAGGAUUUAGAUAUCCCAAACCCUGUGGAAACAUCUGAAGCAGUUCACUUAGCCAAUGGAGUAUACACCUCACUGCAGGAAUUGAAUUCAAAUUUCCGGCAAAUCAUAUUUCCAGAAGCACUUAGAUGUUUAAUGAAAGGGGAAUACACCUUAGAAAGUAUGCUUCAUGAAUUGGACAAUCUCAUUGAGCAGACAACUGAUGGCAUUCCCCUGCAAACUCUAGUUGAAUCUCUUCAAGCCUAUUUAAGAAAUGCAGCUAUGGGACUUGAAGAAGAAACACAUGCUCAUUAUAUUGACGUUGCCAGAAUACUGCAUGCUCAAUAUGGCGAGUUAAUCCAGCCAAGAAAUGGUUCAGUUGAUGAAACACCAAAAAUGUCAGCUGGCCAGAUGCUUUUGGUAGCAUUUGAUGGCAUGUUUGCACAAGUUGAAACCGCUUUUGGCUUAUUAGUUGAAAAGUUAAACAAGAUGGAAAUUCCUGUAGCUUGGCGAAAGAUCGACAUCAUACGGGAAGCUAGAAGUACCCAAGUUAAUUUUUUUGAUGAUGACAACCACCGACAGGUACUAGAAGAGAUUUUCUUUCUAAAAAGAUUACAGACAAUUAAGGAGUUCUUCAGACUCUGUGGUACCUUUUCAAAAACAUUGUCAGGAUCAAGUUCACUUGAAGACCAGAAUACAGUGAAUGGACCUGUACAGAUUGUCAAUGUGAAAACUCUUUUUAGAAACUCUUGUUUCAGUGAAGACCAAAUGGCCAAGCCUAUCAAGGCCUUCACAGCUGACUUUGUAAGGCAACUUUUAAUAGGACUACCCAACCAAGCCCUUGGACUCACCUUGUGCAGCUUUAUUAGUGCCUUGGGUGUAGACAUCAUCGCUCAAGUAGAGGCAAAGGACUUUGGUGCAGAAAGCAAAGUUUCUGUUGAUGAUCUAUGUAAGAAGGCGGUAGAACACAACAUCCAGAUUGGAAAGUUCUCUCAGUUGGUCAUGAAUAGGGCAACUGUGCUAGCGAGUUCUUACGACACUGCCUGGAAGAAGCAUGACCUGGUGCGUAGACUGGAAACCAGCAUUUCUUCCUGUAAGACAAGCCUGCAGCGGGUGCAGCUGCAUAUUGCCAUGUUUCAGUGGCAACAUGAAGACCUACUUAUCAGUAGACCACAAGCCAUGUCAGUCACACCUCCCCCUAGGUCUGCUAUCCUAGCCAGCAUGAAAAAGAAACUACAUACUUUGAGUCAGAUUGAAACUUCAAUUGCAUCUGUUCAGGAGAAGCUAGCAGCACUUGAAUCAAGUAUUGAGCAGCGACUAAAGUGGGCUGGUGGUGCCAACCCUGCAUUGGCACCUGUACUGCAAGAUUUUGAAGCAACAAUUGCUGAAAGAAGAAAUCUUGUCCUCAAAGAGAGCCAGAGGGCAAGUCAGGUCACUUUUCUGUGUAGCAAUAUCAUUCAUUUUGAAAGUUUACGAACUAGAACUGCAGAAGCCUUAAAUCUGGAUGCUGCAUUAUUUGAACUAAUCAAGCGAUGUCAGCAAAUGUGUUCAUUUGCGUCACAGUUUAACAGUUCGGUCUCUGAGUUAGAGCUUCGUUUAUUACAGAGAGUGGACACCAAUCUCGAACAUCCUAUUGGCAGUUCUGAAUGGCUUCUGUCAGCACACAAACAGUUGACCCAGGAUAUGUCUACUCAGAGGACAAUUCAGACUGAGAAAGAACAACAGAUAGAAACAGUCUGUGAAACAAUCCAGAAUCUGGUUGAUAAUAUAAAGACUGUGCUCACUGGUCAUAAUAGACAGCUAGGAGAUGUCAAACAUCUCCUAAAAGCAAUGGCUAAGGAUGAAGAAGCUGCACUGGCAGAUGGUGAAGAUAUUCCCUAUGAGAACAGUGUUAGGCAGUUCUUGGGUGAAUAUAAAUCAUGGCAAGACAAUAUACAGACAGUCCUGUUUACAUUAGUCCAGGCUAUGGGUCAGGUUCGAAGUCAAGAACAUGUUGAAAUGCUCCAGGAAAUCACUCCUACCUUGAAAGAACUAAAAACACAAAGUCAGAGUAUCUAUAAUAAUUUAGUGGGUUUUGCAUCACCGUUAGUCACCGAUGCAACAAAUGAGUGUUCGAGUCCAACGUCGUCUGCUACUUAUCAGCCAUCUUUUGCUGCAGCAGUCCGGAGCAACACAGGCCAGAAGACUCAGCCUGAUGUCAUGUCACAGAAUGCUAAAAAGCUGAUUCAGAAAAAUCUUGCUACAUCAGCAGAUACUCCACCAAGCACCACCCCAGGAACUGGCAAGAAUAUUGCUUGUAGUCCUAAAAAGGCUGUCAGAGAUCCUAAAACUGGGAAAGCUGUACAAGAGAGAAACUCAUAUGCAGUGAGUGUGUGGAAGAGAGUGAAAGCCAAGUUAGAGGGCCGAGAUGUUGAUCCAAACAGACGGAUGUCAGUUGCUGAACAGGUUGACUAUGUCAUUAAGGAAGCGACUAAUCUAGAUAACUUGGCUCAGCUCUAUGAAGGUUGGACAGCCUGGGUGUGAAUGGCAAGACAGUAGAUGAGUCUGGUUAAGUGAGGUCAGACACCACCAGAAUCAACUCAGCCUCAGGCAUCCAAAGCCACACCACAGUCGGUGGUGAUGCAACUGGGGGCUUACUCUGAGGAAACCUAGGAAAUCUCGGUGCACUAGGAAGUGAAUCCUGCAGGACAGCUGCACUCAGGGAUACGCCCAACACCAUGGCCUGCAACCCCAAGGUCACGGGUAAAGAAAGCAAGCUCACCGCCUGAACACGGAGAUUGUCUUUCUGCCACAGAACAGCUGCAAACGUGUCAGGAGGUUAGCUGAGAAAGAAAUCGGGAUGCCGCGGAACACAGAGUGAUUUGGAACUCCAUUCCACCUGACCCUGUGUGUACAAUCCAGGAAAACAAACCCCGCUCAGAAA